GUUUAAUGAUUGAUUCCCUGUGGUCUGAGAGUAUAAAAGAGGCACAAGAUCACCUCAUAUUGACCUUCACUGCCUUCACUGCCUGCCCUGCCACCAUGUCUUUUACUGGAAAGUACCAGCUGGAGACUCAGGAGAACUUUGAGCCUUUCAUGAAGGCUAUGGGUGUCCCUGAUGACCUCAUCCAGAAAGGCAAAGACCUCAAGAGCAUCUCAGAAAUUGAGGAGAAUGGCAACAACUUCAAAGUGACCGUCACAACUGGCUCUAAAGUCCUCGUCAACACCUUCACCAUCGGACAGGAGGCAGAGCUGGAGAACGUCACAGGAGAGAAGAUCAAGACGGUGGUUCAGCGAGAAGGCAACAAGCUGAAGUUCUCCAUGAAGGGAAUAGAGUCGGUCACAGAGCUGGUGGAUGGGAACACGAUUGUCAAUACGAUGACUCUCGGCGGCAUUGUAUACAAGAGGACAAGCAAGCGCAUGUGAAUGUCUACACUUGGAUAAUAAAAAAAUUAAAAAGCAGCAACUGUCUUGUGGUUUUGAUUUGCGAAGUUGAACUUACCUGUGAGCUUUAAGUGAUUUACUUCCUCAGGUAGA
Mugil cephalus (flathead mullet) is the source of this 590-nucleotide messenger RNA. RefSeq names its product fatty acid-binding protein, liver-type-like. The coding region runs from base 6 to 479 and encodes 157 amino acids. Gene Ontology annotation, molecular function: fatty acid binding. The transcript is spliced from 4 exons. The record is from RefSeq and is a predicted model, not a curated record. Gene Ontology annotation, biological process: fatty acid transport. Gene Ontology annotation, cellular component: cytosol; nucleus. Lineage: Eukaryota; Metazoa; Chordata; Actinopteri; Mugiliformes; Mugilidae.